CUCUGUAGAGCCCACCUUAUCUAAAUAUAAAAAAAGUCUCAUCCUUGAGUAAUGUCAAAUGAAAACAAUUACUCCGGAGCUCUAAAUACAAUAAAUCUGAUUAAAAUGAGCAGUCUUAGGGUGGUUUUAGACCAGUUGUUGGCGGUACUGCGCCAUCUUGCUAUCAAGCCACACACGAAGAAGAAAAACAAACGCCAAACAAAAGAGUCGUAGAAGAAGAAGAGAAAAAGUGGGAGUGUUAGGAAUGGUCGCGACAGGAGGAACUCAGUCCAGUCACUCGAGAACUUUCUGGUUCCUCUUUCCAAUGUUUUGUUUUAAAAACGCCCGUGAAUUAACAUGUCUGUUUGCCGUCGCCGUGGGUGUGUUGACGGGUCACUCGCUGGCGAACGAGUCGGAGUUUCAGGAUGAGUUUUUGAAGCGGGAAUACUCUCUGUCCAAGCCUUACCGCGGCUUGGGCUUCUCUAGUUCCUCGUUCUGGGAUCUGAUGGGCAACGCCAUGGUCACACCUGACCACGUGAGACUGACCCCAGAUCUGCAGAGCAGACAGGGGGCAGUGUGGAGUCGCAUUCCGCUCUUCUUGCAGGACUGGGAGCUGAAGGUUCACUUCAAAAUCCACGGCGUUGGAAAGAAGAAUCUGAACGGGGAUGGAAUGGCCGUCUGGUUGACCAGAGAUCGCAUGCAGGACGGUCCUGCGUUUGGAAACGUGGCCCAGUUUGUUGGACUCGGAGUCCUCGUGGACACUUAUCCAAACUCUGAACCUGAUGACAAAUCUUUCCCGUACAUAUCGGUGAUGCUGGGGAACGGGACGGUGUCGUACGACCAUGACCGCGACGGACGCCCCUCUGUGCUCGCCGGAUGCUCGGCUUUGGUUCGCAACUCCCUCUACGACACGUUCCUCCUCGUCAGAUACUCCAGAAAUAAACUGAGGGUCAUGGUGGACGUAGACGGGAAGCAGGAGUGGAAGCCGUGUGUUGACAUCAGAGGACUGAGACUUCCCACAGGAUACUUCUUAGGUGCCUCGUCCGCCACUGGAGACUUGUCAGAUAACCACGACAUCAUCUCCAUGAAGCUGUACCAGCUGACGGUGGAGAAGACUCCAGAGGAGGAGGCGGAGGAGCAGGAGAGCAUCCUCUUACCCAGAGUGGACGACAUGGAGCAGUUCAAAGUUAUAGUCGAGGAGGAAGGGAUGAGCGGAGUCCAGCUCUUCUUCACGCUCCUCUUCUCCAUCCUGGGCGUCGGUGUCCUCGCAGUCAUCGGACUCAUGUUUUACGGACGCUGGACGGAGAAAAGACGCAAACGCUUCUAUUGAUCGGAGGACAAGUGUUUCUUUUCCUUUUAGGUUUUUUUUUUGUCUCCUUUUCUCAGACUGUAUGUGAACAUACGUUAGAAAACUAAGAGUGAACAACUUCAAGAGCUGGAGAACAUGAUAAAACAGCCCAGAUGAACAAGUGAACGUCGUGGACAGGUGAGCCACCUGUGGAAUAUCCUCUGGUAAAGCUGCUCUAGAAGAAAUAUUUAUUAUUAAAAUAAAGUGAACUCAUCUCAUUAAAGUGGGAACGAUUACAUCCCAUAGCACUGACGACACGCGAGAGAUGGAAAAACCCAGGAACUUCAGAAUCGGAUGCUGUUAUUUAUUGAUUUACUGUAGUGCAGUUACCUCUUACAGCCACUCGGUGUAACCUGCUGUGAAGACCAGUCAACCUGUGGAAAACCUUCUUUGAUGUUUAAAGGUCCAGCGUGUAAGAAAAGAAAUACUGACCUCUAGUGGUGAGACUGCAGAUUGCAACACAGGUGCGGCACAAGGGGCUACGAAAGCCAAACGUUAAAAACACUGUUCAGCAAUUCUACACUUAUACUAAACCCUAACCCUGAGUGUUACACACUGGACCUUUAAGAGCGACUCGUAAACACUGUGAUCAGCUGACGCAGUUAUGAUUAAAAAAAGGACCACGCUUUAAAAUUCGCUUUUAAUCAGAGGUCACAAACUCGUCGCCAUCUGCUGGAUGGUGUGAGUCAAUGAUGUUUCGAACCUGUGGUUAUAUAAAUAUGUGAUGGAAUGGUGCCUUAUUCUCCUGGUGUCCACCGGGUGGCGCUGCAGUUCAGACACUGACGAAAACAGUGUUUUGGUAGCAAAAUGUCCAAAAAAUGCCACCUUUUAUGCGUUUUUCGUGUAAGACGACCGAUACUCGAUGAUGUCAUAGCUCCGCCCCCCUCUCACUAACACUGUUUUCAUCGUCUGGAGUUUGUUUCCAGUUUAUUUUCUUUCCUUAUUUGUUCAGUUCCUGUGAUUGUCUACAUUGUAAUGUACACGUAUUUGAAUAAAGCUUUAUUUAAAAAUAAAAAAUAAAAACUUUUUAAUUUAAUUUAAACAAAUAUACAAUUAAAGAAAACUUCUGUUGAGAUAAAAUGUCAAUUUUUGAUUUGAUAUAAAUUCUGAUAAA
This is a messenger RNA of Solea solea (common sole), 2441 nucleotides long. Its product is annotated as VIP36-like protein. Gene Ontology annotation, cellular component: endoplasmic reticulum-Golgi intermediate compartment; endoplasmic reticulum membrane; COPII-coated ER to Golgi transport vesicle. NCBI's taxonomy places the organism in Eukaryota, Metazoa, Chordata, Actinopteri, Pleuronectiformes, Soleidae. Bases 245 to 1309 code for a protein of 354 amino acids. The record is from RefSeq and is a predicted model, not a curated record. The transcript has 8 exons. Gene Ontology annotation, biological process: Golgi organization; endoplasmic reticulum organization; endoplasmic reticulum to Golgi vesicle-mediated transport. Gene Ontology annotation, molecular function: D-mannose binding.